Messenger RNA from Chenopodium quinoa (quinoa), 1427 nucleotides. RefSeq names its product serine/threonine-protein phosphatase 7 long form homolog. The transcript is spliced from 5 exons. The record is from RefSeq and is a predicted model, not a curated record. The coding region runs from base 1 to 1335 and encodes 444 amino acids. Gene Ontology annotation, biological process: meristem development; meristem maintenance. NCBI's taxonomy places the organism in Eukaryota, Viridiplantae, Streptophyta, Magnoliopsida, Caryophyllales, Amaranthaceae.
AUGGAGCCGGUGAUUCGUCCAGGCCCAGUUGAUCCAUCUGUUCUACGCUUGCAGACUUCCCAUAGGAGCCACGAUGUUUGGAGUGGCGUAGCUGAUAGAGUUCUCUCAGUUAGGGAGCAUAUGGUCAGCGUGGGACGUGAGUGGAGGGUAGAUGGCGGAGUACUAGAGUACGUUAGGCUUGCUGGGUUUUACGGUGUACAUAGGAUUUUGGGAGGAGGGUUUUUGCUUGAUCGAUCUCUUCUUACAGCGUUGGUUGAGAGGUGGAGGCAGGAGACACAUACUUUCCACCUAGUGUUGAGGAGUUGCUGGGAGUUCGACCUGGCCAUGAUGAUAACGGUAAGCCGUUUCUGGAGGGACCCUUUGGCGUGCAGGUGGUUACGUGUCCAUCUAUCGUGUGCGCAUACUGCUUCUGGACUACCAUACUACAGAGAUGCGUUUGACCAUCAGCGCGAGGACCAGAUGAUUUGGCAGCCAUAUACUGAGGCGGUGAUGGAUCGACUUCCGGAGAUUUGUCGCUCAUACAUGCACAUUUGGCGUUCACGGGCACCUCUGAUAUGCUUUGACGUCGUUGAGUUCCACCUCCCAGACCGAGUCCUUCGUCAGUUCGGGUUAGACCAGCCGAUCCCACAGGAUGUAGACACGGACGUUGCUCUACACAGGAAGGAUCGAAGGGGACAGCGUAAUUGGGAGAUUCGGCAUUCGGACCAUGUACACGAGUGGAGUCGACGAGAGGCAUUAGUCGUCCAGGGAUACCCGUUCACUGGGACUUCUUCCCCGGCCAUGACAGAGUACAUGGCUUGGUACCGUCGCAUCACGAGACUGGUCAUUACUCCACCUUCGCAGGAGCGCCCCCCGAGUCAUUACCAGCCAGCUACCUCUGACCUCCUGCUUGCACAUGCAUUUGCUGAUUUGCACGUCCAGCUAUCGGGAGCUACUGAGACCAUCUCCCACUUGCCACCAGAGACGGCUAUACCAUUUGCCAUACAGACGAUGCAGGGUUUUACAUCAUUUUGUGGCCAAACCUUGUCUAGGGUGGGGCAGUCACACCUUAUUCAGCAGCCUCGACCGUCCACGUCUUCAUCUUCUACUGUGCACACUAUGCCGAUCAGACCACCACCUCAUCGUGGAGGCCAUUCAGCACGUGCCUUCCGUCCACCGACUCCUUCUCAGCAUACUAUCAUGACAUCUCCUCCACUAGUGCAUCGCCAGUAUCAGAGAAACCGACGGCGUAGCAACACUACGUCUGGGGUUGGAGUUGGCCUGGAUGACAUUCCAGAGGAGACAGCUGCAUCAUCUUCAUCGUCACCUCAUGGGAAGAAGCAACGCCCGAGCUAAGUGUAUAUUUUGGAACUAAACUAAUUUUUUUGUAAAUGCUUAGAAUUGGAUUUUGUUAUAUUUAAUCAAUUGAAAAAUAUUCGACUUUGCAA